GAAUGCAAAAAUAAACUCGUUGAAAGAAAGAAAGAAAUAGGAGUCCCUCCCAAGUAGAAGAAAGAGCGCGACAAUGUUACACAGACAGAGGUUUUUGGUUUAGGGUUUUUCAUUCCUGAACGAAAAAAGCUGCUAAGCACUACGUUUUCGCCUCAACAAUUCUUCGUCGCCUUCAUCGAAUUACACUGAUAUAUUUGAAUUUGGAAUUUUGAAUUUAAGGCUGAAGUAAACAGAAAUAUUAUGGCUGAUUUAGAAAAUUUACUUUUGGAGGCUGCUGGGAGAAACCGACAUUCUCUUCCGCCUUUGAGUAAACGGAGUGAAUUGGAUAGUGGGAGUGGUUCUGAUUCUGACUCUGAUUCUGAUGAUGACGAGCAUGGUUAUCGGGGUAAAAAGCCGACUCAGGUUCCUCUAAAGAAGAGAGGAAGAGAAGAUGACAGUGGUGGUGAUGACAAUGAGGGGGAUAGUAGUGAGGAAUCUGAUGUUGGUGAUGAUCUUUAUAAGGAUGAGGAUGAUAGACAGAAACUUUCUGAGAUGACUGAACUUCAAAGAGAGAUGAUUUUGUCGGAUAGGGCUUCUAAGAAGGAUGAUAAGGAUUUUUUGGGUAAGAUAGCGUCAAAGCGGGAGAAGGAAAAAAGGGCAUCUGUGUCUAGAAGAGAGAGUCCUCCGCCUAUUAUGUCUUCUCGUGUGCGGACAUCUGCCAGAUCUGCUGACAGGUCAGCUGCAAAGGAUGGUGCAUUAAAUGAACUGCGUGCUAAGCGGUUGAAACAACAAGACCCAGAAGCGAAACGCAGGAUGAAUGAGGCGUCUAAAAGUGAAGGACCGGGGCUUUUUUCGCAAAAAGGGAAACAUAAUAUCAGUAGCUCAAGUCAUAGUGGAAGUGAAAGUAGGUCUCGUAGUGAUGAUGAAGGUUCGAAUGGAGAUGGAGGGAUUAUUGACAGCGAUGAUGACAAGAUAAUGUCUGGACGUGACAUGCCUUCCUUUGAGGACAUACGGGAAAUCACCAUUCCCAGGUCAAAACUUGCAAAAUGGUUGAUGGAGCCAUUUUUUGAGGAGUUAAUUGUGGGUUGUUUUGUAAGAGUUGGUAUUGGUAGGUCAAAGACUGGGCCUAUCUACAGGCUCUGUAUGGUGAAAAAUGUUGAUGCCUCAGAUCCUAACCGGUUGUAUAAAUUAGAUAAUAAAACCACAUACAAGUACUUGAAUGUUGUAUGGGGAAAUGAAACUUCUGCUGCGAGGUGGCAAAUGGCUAUGGUUAGCGAUUCUCCCCCGGUUGAGGAGGAGUUUAAACAGUGGGUUAAGGAAGUAGAGCGAAGUGGUGGCCGGAUGCUGAUGAAGCUAGAUGUGAUGGAAAAAAAGAAAGCCUUACAGAAAAUCAAUAAUUUUGUUUACUCUGCAGCUACUGUGAAGCAGAUGUUAGAGGAAAAGAAAUCUACCUCACGGAGGCCACUAAAUGUUGCAGCUGAGAAGGAUCGGUUGAAAAGGGAAUUGGAAAUAGCAGAAAGCAAAAAAGAUGCAGCUGCAGUAGAGAAUAUCAAGACAAGACUGCAAGAGCUGGAGGAGUCACGGAAAGUUCGGGAGAAGGAUGCCAAGGCUUUGAGGCUUUCUGAGAUGAACAGAAAGAACAGGUUUGAGAACUUCAAAAAUGCAUCUGAAAUGAAGCCAGUAAAUAAAGCUUUGAAAGCAGGGGAGGCAGGUUAUGAUCCCUUUUCAAGGAGAUGGACUAGAUCAAGGAACUACUAUAAUUCAAAACCGGCUGAAGAGGCUGCAGCUGAAAAUAAUAGUUCUGGGGAUGCAGUUGGUGAUGGAGGCAACAAUGGGACGGGAACUGGUAUGGUGGCCACUGCCGAGGCUUUGGAAGCUGCUGCUGGGGCUGGGAAGUUAGUAGACACAAGUGCUCCAGUGGAUCAAGGGACGGAGUCAUAUGUACUGCACGAUUUUGAGCUGCCAAUAUCACUAGCCUUACUCCAAAAGUUUGGUGGAGCACAGGGAGUUCAUGCAGGGUUUAUGGCAAAAAAGCAGAGAAUUGAAGAAACCGUUGGAUUUCGGGUCCCAGAAAACGAUGGAAGGAGUCAUCUGCUGACAUUAACAGUUAGUGAUUACAAAAGAAGAAGGGGACUUCUUUAAAAUUUGAAGUGAGAAUUUUUCUUUAUGUUCACUCUUUUCAAGGCAAAAGUUGGUUUGUAUUUUCUGCAGGUUUUGCAACUGAUCAUAGUGUUUUCAAUCUGAGACAAACCCCUUAGGAUUAAAGUUUAAAUUUGUAGUUUAGAUCUGAAAUUCUUGUUAAGUUGAAGCAGAUUUUUAAAUUAUGUUAUCCAUUCUUAUUUAUUUAUCCUGUUUCUCACUUCA
This is a messenger RNA of Trifolium pratense (red clover), 2343 nucleotides long. Its product is annotated as protein RTF1 homolog. Gene Ontology annotation, molecular function: RNA polymerase II C-terminal domain phosphoserine binding; DNA binding. The record is from RefSeq and is a predicted model, not a curated record. Gene Ontology annotation, cellular component: Cdc73/Paf1 complex. The transcript is spliced from 2 exons. The coding region runs from base 241 to 2121 and encodes 626 amino acids. NCBI's taxonomy places the organism in Eukaryota, Viridiplantae, Streptophyta, Magnoliopsida, Fabales, Fabaceae.